CAAGAAUAAUUAUACUAGCAAAAAAAAUUAUAAUACAAUCAUGUCUAACUUGUGCAUUAUUUUACUUGCUAUUCUCACCACGGUCCAUGGUACGACAAAAAUAACAAUGUGGGCUUGCCCCGGGUAUAGAGGCAAUGGCGCCUAUUUCCCCGAUCUCGACCAGUACCGAUACGGGACCGUGGGUCCUUUGCGUAAUCGCAUUUCAUCCUUCAAAAUCGAUAUCGGCUCCUGCGUCGAAGCUUAUGAAAACGAUCCACCCGACCCUAAUGGACAAUGGUUUUGGACGGACAAUAGAAACUAUAAAUCAAUCUCGUGUCACAUGGAUAAUAAAAUAUCAACCAUGAAAUCAUGUGGGAGAAACAUGGUGGAUUUGAAAUGUCCACGUGGCACCUUCGUCAAGAGGAUUGAGUGGGAUGGGAGUAACCGUCUGAAAGGGGGGCUUAAGCUGCGCUGUAUGCCAUUCUCUUCCAAUACGACGACGGUAGCAACGUUGAAUUUGCAUGCAAAUUUGGCAACGACCAGGGCGAAGAAUUGUUUUAAUGGGAUGAAGGGGCUCCAGUUCGCGAGGAUUAUCCCGUGGGAGGUGAAUUACGCUUUAAACCCGGACUGCAACUUGGGCAGCACGUUACAUUAUAAUGUCUACUGUGAGGAUGGGGAUGCAAUGGUCGGGGUGAAGAUGGAAGUAGAAAAUCAUACACAGUACAUUAAAACUUCAAGCAUUUAUUGCUCCACGAGUGGCAAUGGAAGUGAACCGGAAGUCAAGCUCGUGGAGCCGUUGUAUAAGAGAGAUGUGACGAGAUCAGAAAAGAUUCAAACUGGAAAAGUUGCGAUUGCUGUUCUUCUAGAUAAACGUAAACUGCAAUCCUUGUAAAGGUGUGUUGUAUAAGCGUAUUAUUUAAACUUGUACAUACAUAUGUAUGUAAAUAUGUAUGUACGUAUCUAUUUAUAUAUUUUGUUUAAGUGGUGAAAACGGGUACAAAUAUUACGUACAUGUGUGCAUGUAUAUAUGUUUAAUGUACAUUUGUAGAGCAAAUAAAAGUAUGUAUGUAUAGGGACACAGUGUGACAGGGACACGUAUGUAUAUACGGCGCUGGUCGCCUAGCCUUUUGCAAAUGAAUGUAUGCAAAAUGAUAAUAAUGCGCUGCCAAUACGAUUCUAUACUAAAUUGAAUAAAAUUAAAUAUUUUAAUCAAAACAUUAUUUAGAAAUUCACGAGCUGAUAUAUAUUUCCAGGGUUUUACUUUACCCACCUUUUGAGCUUAAUCCCCAGCCCAGUGGGUAAAAUGGAAAAAAUGGGGAAAAUGGGUGGGUAGUGGGGAAAAUGGAUAUGAAGGGUUAUAGUGAGGUGGUGGGCCACCACCACCAUUGAUGGUAGUUUAUUUUCCUUAUUUUGUUCUGUUCUUAUUGUUUAUUAAAUAAACCACUCGAUUUUUUAUUUUACCGUUAAAUAAUUCAUUAGGUUGAAAAUCGCCAGUUUAGUAAAAAUAAAACUACAAUCUGGGUAAAUUCUGGAUAAAAACGAAAUAUCCUAACAAUUUACAUUCAUUUUAGUCUCUCAUAGAGGAUAACAAUUUAUCUUUUGUCAUUAGAUCUUGAUAGUGAUAUCGAAUAUGAAUCAAUCACCUAAUAUAACCUUACCCAUGAAGAAGUAAAUGCAAACAAUUCCGAAGAAAGCAAUACAGAGAGAGUCAGCAAUUAUUAUUAAUUACAAUUACAGCAAUUACAAUUAAUCCUCAUACCGCUACGGUUUCUGAAAAAAUUUGUCAUUAUUAUCUUGUUAA
This is a messenger RNA of Folsomia candida, 1780 nucleotides long. RefSeq lists its product as uncharacterized. The transcript has 3 exons. Lineage: Eukaryota; Metazoa; Arthropoda; Collembola; Entomobryomorpha; Isotomidae. The record is from RefSeq and is a predicted model, not a curated record. The coding region runs from base 41 to 871 and encodes 276 amino acids.